Molecule: messenger RNA, 9800 nt
Organism: Psammomys obesus (fat sand rat)
Lineage: Eukaryota; Metazoa; Chordata; Mammalia; Rodentia; Muridae
Gene: Ahdc1
Product: AT-hook DNA binding motif containing 1
Exons: 6
Coding region: 706-5496 (1596 amino acids)
Source: RefSeq, a predicted model, not a curated record
CUCGAGGGCCGGCGGCGGGAAAACUCGCGAGCGGAUUCCUCCGGCCGCCAGACCCGCGCCUCCCGCUCGAGUGGAGGCGUCGGAGGGAGGCGAGGCGGUCCUCUGCCGGGCCCCCUCCUCUUGCAAGCUCCGAGCCAGUGGGCGACGGACCGCUGGAGAAACCCUGGAUAAUUCCCCGACUCCGGCAGCAGCGUGCUUUUGGGGGACGACUCUGCACCUUGCAGGUCAGGGCGUUCAGGAAAGGGACCCGGGAGGGAGGGCCUCCCUUUUCCCGGAGCCCUGAGACCCAGGGGCAGUUGAUGGGAGCUUGCCUGCUUGUGUACUCACCGGCCUGGACCCCAGAGCCAGCCCAGUUGAGUGCGUGCAGAGGCUCCCAGGUGAGGGGCGCUGCUCCAGCCCCUGCAGAGACCACCCUGGAGAAGCUGAUGCUGGUGAAGACAGACCGUUCCUGCUGAGCCAGGCCUCUGCAGAGCCUGCUCAGGCGCUGUCCACACCCCAAGGCCUGGGCUCAGGCCGAAGUGGCUCCACAACACCCCCAGCUGACAGCCAGCGACUGGCAGAGCCCCCAAGCACGGGGCACCUCUGUUUACCAGAGAUACCCAGUGUGACAGCCCAGGCGGCAGAGCCGAGGGUUCUGGUCCCGGCUUCUCGCACCCUCAUGUCAGCCCCGGCCCCGCCCGGUGGCCCGAGGAGGACAAGGUCAGGAUGCGUGUGAAGCCUCAGGGCCUGGUGGUGACGUCCAGUGCCGUGUGCAGCUCUCCUGACUACCUCCGAGAGCCCAAGUACUACCCCGGUGGCCCCCCCACCCCCCGGCCCUUGCUUCCCACCCGGCCCCCUGCCAGCCCACCUGAUAAGGCCUUUUCCACUCAUACCUUCUCUGAGAACCCACGCCCGCCCCCACGUCGGGACCCCAGCACCCGGCGUCCACCGGUCCUUGCCAAGGGAGACGACCUGCUUCCCCCUCGGGCAGCCCGGCCUGUCUCUCAGGCCCGCUGUCCCACACCGGCCCCAGACAACAGCUCCCUCCGCCACUGGGACAACGGGCGUGUGAACCUGCAUCCGGUGGUGCGGCUGAUUGACAUCAUGAAGGACCUGACUCGCCUCUCCCAGGACCUGCAGCACAGUGGUGUGCAUCUGGACUGCGGUGGGCUGCGGCUGAGCCGCCCGCCUGCCCCACCACCUGGAGACCUGCAGUACAGCUUCUUCUCCUCGCCCAGCCUGGCCAACAGCAUCCGAAGCCCCGAGGAGCGUGCCACCCCUCAUGCCAAGUCAGAGCGGCCCAGCCACCCCCUCUAUGAACCUGAGCCGGAGCCCAGGGAUAGUCCUCAGCCUGGCCAAGGCCAUGGUCCCGGAGCCACAGCCACGGCCACUGGUCUGCCCCCAGAGCCCGAGCCAGACGGGCCCGAUUACUCUGAGCUGGCAGAUGCUGAUAUCCUCAGUGAGCUGGCUUCCCUUACUUGCCCUGAGGCCCAGCUCCUGGAGGCUCAAGCCCUUGAGCCUCCGUCACCGCAUCCUGAACCACAGCUCCUGGACCCCCAGCCCCGAUUCCUAGACCCGCAGGCCCUAGAGCCUCUAGGGGAAGGUUUGGAGCUACCACCCUUGCAGCCCCUUGCUGACCCUCUGGGGCUGCCGAGCCUGACUCUGCAGGCCCUGGAUACCUUACCUGACUCCUUGGAAUCCCAGCUCCUUGACCCCCAGGCCCUCGACCCCCUGCCCAAGUUGCUGGAUGUCCCCAGUCGACGUCUAGAACCCCAGCCGUCCUUGGGGCACUGCCAACUUGCUGAGCCCUUACGCCUGGACUUGUGCUCAUCCCACGGUCCCCCAGGGCCUGAGGGCCACCCCAAGUAUGCCCUGAGGCGCACUGAUAGGCCAAAGAUCCUGUGUCGCAGGCGGAAAGCCGGAAGGGGGCGGAAGGCAGAUUCGGGACCUGAGGGUCGCCUGCUUCCCCUGCCCAUGCCUGCGGGGCUGGCAGCUGCCCUGGCUGAGCCCCCACCGCUGCCACCACCACCACCACCUCCUCCUGCUCUGUCAGGCCCAGGCUCACUUCCUGAGCUGGAGCCAGAAUCUUCUCAGACGCCAAUGGUCCCCACCCGCAAAGGCAAGUGCAGGGGCGUGCGGCGCAUGGUGGUGAAGAUGGCCAAGAUCCCUGUGUCACUGGGGCGGAGGAACAAGACCACGUACAAAGUCUCCUCCUUGAGUAGCAGUCUGAGUGUGGAGGGCAAGGAGCUGGGCCUGCGGGUGUCGUCAGAGCCCACCCCGCUGCUGAAGAUGAAGAACAAUGGCCGCAACGUGGUGGUGGUCUUCCCGCCAGGCGAGCUGCCUAUUAUUCUCAAGCGGAAGCGUGGCCGACCUCCCAAGAACCUGCUGCUGGGUCCCGGCAAGCCCAAAGAGCCGGCGGUGGUAGCUGCCGAGGCUGCGACCGUGACAGCGGCCACCAUGGCCAUGCCGGAGGUGAAGAAGCGGCGGCGGCGGAAACAGAAGCUGGCCUCUCCGCAACCAUCGUAUGCGGCGGAUGCCAAUGACAGUAAGGCUGAGUACUCUGAUGUCCUUGCCAAGCUGGCCUUUCUGAACCGCCAGAGCCAGUGUGCUGGGAGGUGCUCACCACCCCGCUGCUGGACACCCAGCGAGCCUGAGUCCGUGCACCAGGCCCCAGACACCCAGAGCAUCUCCCAAUUCCUGCACCGCGUGCAGGGCUUCCGGAGGCGCGGAGGCAAAACCGGAGGCUUUGGAGGCAGGGGCGGAGGCCACGCAGCCAAGGCAGCCCGCUGUUCCUUUAGUGACUUCUUUGAGGGCAUUGGCAAGAAAAAGAAGGUGGUGGCGGUGGCGGCCACUGGGGUUGUGGGUCCGGGUCUCACUGAGUUGGGUCACCCACGCAAAAGGGGCCGAGGAGAGAUAGAUGCUGUGACUGGGAAACCCAAGCGUAAGAGGCGGUCCCGAAAGAACGGGACUCUGUUCCCGGAGCAGGUGCCCAGUGGCCCAGGCUUUGGGGAGGCAGGUGCUGAGUGGGCUGGGGACAAGGGUGGUGGCUGGGCCCCUCACCAUGGACACCCAGGGGCCCAGGCAGGCCGAAACUGUGGGUUCCAGGGGGCCGAGGGCAGGGCUUUCGCCUCCACUGGGCUGGAGAGUGGGGCUUCAGGCCGUGGCAGCUACUAUGCGGGGGCACCCCCGGGCCAGACGGAACUCAGCCAGGAGCGCCAAAACCUCUUCACUGGCUACUUUCGCUCCCUGCUUGACUCAGAUGACUCCUCUGACCUUUUGGACUUUGCCCUCUCAGCCUCUCGCCCAGAAUCCAGGAAGGCAUCGGGCACCUAUGCAGGGCCUCCCUCCAAUGCGCUGCCUGCUCAGCGGGGGCUUGCCACCUUCCCGAGCCGGGGAGCCAAGGCUAGCCCAGUGGCAGUGGGCAGCGGUGGAACUGGAACAGACCCCUCCUUCCAGCCUGUCCUGCCUUCCCGUCAGAGCUUUCCCCCAGGACGGGCAACAAGCUACGGGAUAACCCCAGCCACGUCCGACUGCCGGGCCACUGAGACCUUCCCAAAGCUGGCCCCCCCUCCUUCCGCCGUGGCCCGCUCGCCUACAACCCACCCGCCUGCCAACACCUACCCACCUCAGUACGGUGGCUACGGGGCAGGACAGAGUGUGUUUGCCCCAGCGAAGCCCUUUUCAGGCCAGGACUGUGCUAAUAGCAAGGACUGCAGCUUUGCCUAUGGAAGCGGCAACAGCCUUCCCGCCUCUCCCAGCAGCGCCCACAGUGCUGGCUACGCCCCACCACCUACUGGGGGUCCCUGCCUACCGCCCAGCAAGGCUUCCUUCUUCAACAGCUCCGAGGGGGGCCCCUUCUCUGGGUCAGCUCCCACACCCUUGCGCUGUGACAGUCGAGCCAGUACUGUCUCACCCGGUGGCUACAUGGUACCCAAGGGCACCACAGCUUCUGCGGCCUCCUCCUCUUCCUCCUCUUUUCAGCCCUCACCUGAGAACUGUCGGCAGUUUGUGGGGGCUUCUCAGUGGCCUUUCCGGCAGGGGUAUGGAGGCCUGGACUGGGCCUCAGAGGCCUUCAGUCAGCUCUACAAUCCCAACUUUGACUGCCACGUGAGCGAGCCCAACGUGAUCUUGGACAUCUCGAACUACACGCCGCAGAAAGUGAAGCAGCAGACCGCCGUGGCCGAGACCUUCUCCGAGUCGUCCUCCGACAGUACCCAGUUCAGUCAGCCUGUCGGUGGUGGUGGCGGUUUCAGGCGUGCCAACAGCGAGGCCUCGAGCAGCGAGGGUCAGUCGAGCCUGUCCAGCCUGGAGAAGCUCAUGAUGGACUGGAACGAAGCAUCGUCUGCUCCCGGCUACAACUGGAACCAGAGUGUCCUCUUUCAGAGUAGCUCCAAGCCCGGCCGCGGACGACGGAAGAAGGUGGACCUAUUUGAGGCCUCACAUCUGGGCUUUUCCACCUCGGCCUCGGCCACUGCCUCUGGCUACCCAUCCAAACGGAGCACUGGGCCCCGGCAGCCUCGGGGUGGCCGGGGUAGCGGAGCCUGCUCAGCCAAGAAAGAGCGAGGUGGUACAGCGGCCAAAGCCAAGUUCAUCCCCAAGCCACAGCCAGUUAAUCCGCUGUUCCAGGACAGCCCAGACCUUGGCCUGGACUACUAUAGUGGGGACAGUAGCAUGUCACCACUGCCUUCCCAGUCAAGAGCGUUUGGUGUGGGAGAACGAGAUCCCUGUGACUUCAUGGGACCCUACUCCAUGAAUCCGUCUACACCUUCUGACGGCACUUUUGGCCAAGGCUUCCACUGUGACUCUCCCAGCCUGGGUGCCCCUGAGCUCGACAGCAAGCAUUUCCCACCACUGGCCCACCCACCCACAGUGUUUGAUGCUGGCCUGCAGAAGGCAUACUCGCCCACCUGUUCACCCACACUCGGCUUCAAGGAAGAGCUGCGGCCACCACCUACAAAGCUGACUGCCUGUGAGCCCCUCAAGCAUAGUCUUCAGGGGGCUAGCCUGAGCCAUGCAGCUGCAGCCCAGGCCCACCUGAGCUGCCGGGACCUGCCCCUGGGCCAGCCUCACUAUGAUUCCCCUAGUUGCAAGGGUUCGUCCUAUUGGUACCCACCAGGCUCAGCCGCCCGUAGCCCACCCUAUGAAGGCAAGGUGGGUUCAGGGCUGCUGGCUGACUUCCUGGGCAGGACGGAGGCUGUCUGCCUCAGCGCCCCUCACCUGGCUAGCCCACCAGCCACGCCCAAGGCCGACAAGGAGCCACUAGAGAUGGCCCGGCCUCCGGGUCCACCCCGUGGCCCCGCUGCAGCCACUGCUGGCUAUGGCUGCCCGCUCCUUAGUGACUUAACCCUGUCCCCUGUGCCGAGGGACUCGCUGCUGCCCCUGCAGGACACUGCCUACAGGUAUCCAGGCUUUAUGCCGCAGGCACAUCCUGGCCUGGGCGGGGGCCCUAAGAGUGGCUUCCUGGGGCCCAUGGCGGAACCUCACCCUGAGGACACAUUCACCGUCACCUCCCUGUAGUACCAACUGAAGUGCCGACUGGACCACGAGGUUUUGUUCCUGGCUUUCAGAAAACCAAUGCCAAGACCCCUCCCAGCGUCCACAUCGUCCUCUGGCAGGAGCACCUGCCCCUCUGCCUCCCACGUGCCCCUUUGCACUCCCUUCCCUGCAGCCUCAUGCCCCACCCCCCGCCCCUCCCUGUCCAUCUCCUCCACGCAGAAGCCGAAGGUGAGCCCUUUCUGCACAAAACCAGCAAUUGUAAAUACUUUUUAAAAUGUAUAAAACUUAAAAACAAAACACAGUUUUAGAAAAAGACAAAAAAAAAGAGAGAGAGAGAGAGAGCGUGUGCAAGAGGUUGCAAGCGGGGGUUUCGAGGUGUCCAGAGCCCCUGCAAGUGUGCACUGAGAAAUUUAUCUACAGGUCGUUUGACAAAAAUGAACAAUAUCCUAUUUAUUGUAUAUACUGUUUUAUUAUAAAUUGUGGAUUGUAUAUUGCAUUCUGUAAACCUGCUGUGGUCCCGUGGUGUGCAAAUUCGCAUGGUGGGGGGAGGGAGAACCUCUUUUGGGAGCUUUCUUUUUUCCUUUUUUUUUUUUUUUCCACUCUUGGGUUUUCUCUUCUGUUGUUGUUGUUUUCUGUUGGCAGGACACACCCAAAGAUCCAAGUUUGUAUUAAAAAGAAAUGAAAAAAGCAAAAAAAAAAAAAAAACAAAAAAAACAAAAAACAAAAAAAAGAGAACACCUUGUGUCUUGUAAAACAGGGUAUGUGCGAUGGGGGAUGGAUGGAAAGGGGCAGCGGCCACAGGUCCUUUAGAAGGGCUGAAAUGCCUACGUGUGUUCCUGUGCUCUCAACCCAAGUUCUCCCAUCCCAAAAGAUACCUGCAUACCCAUCCCCUCCCCCACUCCAGACUCUGUGUGUCUUCUACCUCUGAGCACCCAUUCUACUCCCUAGAGCUUUAGAGACGUGUUUAUUUGAUCUCUGUGUAUGAGUGUUUUGCCUGCAUGUAUGUUAUGUGCACAGCAUGUCACAUGCUUGAAGGUCAGAAAAGGACAUGGUGUCACCUACAACUAGAGUUACAGAGAGUGAUAAGCUGCCAUUCGGAUGCUGGGACUCAAAUCCAUGUCCUCUGCAAGAGCAGUAAGUGUUCCUAACUGCCGGGCCAUUGCUUGACAUUCCCCCCAUUUCUGUCCUAAAUCCUAUGCCUUCCAAAACCGGGUUUCCUCUUGUUGAGGAGCCCCACAAUAAACUUGGUCUCUAUCUUCUAGAUUCCCUCAUUCCACCUCAGGUCCCAGGGCACUACCCCUAAAAUCUCUUCAUUGGUCCUGCCCCCCUUGCCAUUAGGCCCCAGGGUUCUAGCAUGAGUCCAAGAUGCCAGUCUUUAUUUUACUUUACUGAGACAGUGUCUGUGUAGCCCCAGCUGUCCUUGAUGUUACUAUGUAGACCAGGCUGGCCUUGAGCUCGGAGAUCUACCUGCCUUCACCUUCCAAGAGCUGGGAUUACAGGUGUGCAAUGCCACACCCAGCAGCAGCAAUCUUUGAAACACUCCAUAGUAAGUCCGAAAACCUUUUGGGAUUGGAGUUGCGUGACUCCCUCCUACUAUGAAUCUUCUGUUCACCCCAGGUCCUAAGUCUCCCCUAUCUCCAGCCCCCAUGGUCUCAUUUGCUGUGACAUACCCAGUGUCCCUUCAUGUUCCCUGGAAUUCUAAAUGCUACCCCUGCUUCCUCCCAGCUUUGUAGCAGAACUAACCCCAUGCCUCCUGGCUGAAAAGGCUGAUUACUUCUCCCUGACCAUGGCAAGCCUGGCUCACAGUUUCCUUCACUCCAGUGUCCACUUGGGCCUGGCCUUGAGGGUUUUCAGGAGCGUGUUCCCCCAUGACCCACAUGACGUUGACACUCUACUGAGUGUGACUUACCUGUUCCUCUUCCUUGGUGACAGAGUGAUGCCAGGCCAUGUUCCAUGUGUCUCCCUGCCCCUAGCAGCAAGGCCCAGGCGUUGGGGUCGUCAGGGGAGCCCAGUGAGAGGCAAACAUGCCCCCACCUUCUGGAUACCCCUGCCUGGAUGAGGCAGAAGGAUUCACAGGUCACAGUUCCUGAAAACUGCAUCCUCCGAUGGAUGUGAACGCCAUCUGCUACACAGCCCCCUCCACACAUCCUCAAGAUGCAGACCUUGGCCUACCCUUCCUGCCUGCCGUGGGGAGACAACACUACUCUCAAGCUGACAGUCCCCUGCGGAGCUGGAAGUGGGGACAGGAAGCAGUAAGACCCGCUGAGAGGUCAGGUCAGGGAAGGGGCUUUCCAGAGGAGAAAGCUUUUUAAAAACCACACCUAGGGUGGAAACAGAAAAAUGAGUGAUUUCUGAAGUAGGAAAGACUUGGUGCAAAGGCCAGGGGCGGGAAGAGAAUGGCAGGAGGCAGAAGCAGCGGGUAGAGCUAACUUCACUAGGCGAGACGUGCUUGAGAGAGUGGAGUGGACUCGUUCUGGCAAGGUCACACUGGAGUGGAGGCAGAAAUGGUAGAAAGAGAUUGGGCGUCAGAAAAUCCAGUGGGGAGGUAGGUUAGGUGAGCUGGUUUAAGUAGCUCAGCGACAGAAUGUUUGCCUAGCAGGCACAGGCCCUGGGUUCAGCUGCCCACACCAAAACAAAAUACAAAGCCAGGAAGGCUGGGGUGGACCAACCCAGACGUCCGUUUGCAAUCUGUGAAGAGAGAGAGUGCAUCUGUCUAGUGGCUGCUGAGGGGCAGAAAAGGGAGACUAGCCAGGUGGAGCUGGCAUCUCUGUCAGGUGGGAUUCAGUUAGAGGUAAGCUGGGGGUCCCUGAGGACCCAGGGGAUGUGCUGUGGAGGGGUUAUGCAAUGGAAGGGUUUGCAGCUCAGCACAUGUGGAUCUUAAGGGGAGGAAGGAUAGUAAGGGGCUGUGUGUACAGAGCAGAGGCGGAGAGAGGAGCUCAGGGAGGUAGCAACAGCAGAGGCCUGGGAAGGAAGGACGGUACCGGGGAGGGCCUUGGUGAGAACCUGGUGCUCCAUGAGGCCAUGAGGUAACAAGAGGUUGAGAGUGUAGGUCAGUGAGCUCUUGCCUAGUUUGUGCAAGCCCUGUUUAAUAAUUUAUUUAAUUUUUAUUUUAUGUGCAUUAGCGUGAGGGUGUCAGAUGCCGUGGAACUGGCAUUACAGACAGUUGUGAGCUGCCAUGGGGGUGCUGGGAAUUGAACCUGGAUCCUUUGGAAGAGCAGGCAGUGCUCUUAACCACUGGGCCAUCUCUCCAGCCCCAAGCCCUGAUUCUUAAUGUGACGGAAGGAGAAGUGUCUGGGAGGAAGGAGAGUCCAUGCGGGUGGGGAUGAGGACUCCCAAGUUGUAUUUCUGAGAGCAGGCUUUGGAGCUUUGGAGAUGGAAAGGUUUUCAGGCCCUAGAAUCCCUGAGAAAAGAGAGCUGCAAGAGCCCCUGCCCAGGUAAGUGACUCAGUGAUGGAGGUCACCCUGCUUUGUUCUGUUUUCAGAGGUUGGGCCUUCACCAUAGCCAAGGUAUCCUAGCUGGGCCUGGUGGUGUGGGCCUUUCAUCCCAGCUACUUGGCAGGCUGAGGCAGGAGGAUCUCAGGACUAAGGUCUAGGCUAUGAAGUAAAUCCAAAGCCUGCUGGACAGUUUAGCAAUAGUGUCUUUAAAAAGCAAAAAGCUGGGCAGUGGUGGUGCACACCUUCAGUGCCAGCAAUCAGGAGGCAGGGGCAGGCAGAUCUCUGAGUUCAAGGCCAGCUCAGUCUACAGCAAAUUCCAGGACAGCCAGAGCUGCAGAGAAAUCCUGUCUUGAAAAAACAACAAAACUGAAAGGAACAUCUACAAACACACCAUGGUAUAGAUAGAUAAAUACAAAGGAAAUAACUCAGUCUAAAGUGCUUGUCAUAUAAGCAUAAAGACUUUGAGUUUCAUCCCCAGAACACAUGGGGAGGGGGAUGACAGCACAUUUUUGUCAUCCUAACACUGGGGAGAUGGAGGCAGGAACAUCCUUGGGGCUUCCUGGCCAGCCAAUAAAGCCUACUUGUUGGGUUCCAGGCCCGUGAGAAGUGCUGGCUCUAAAACAGAACAGGUAGAUAGCAUCUGAGGAAAACCACCUGAUGGUGCUGUCUGGCCUCUAGAAACACGAACACAGAAAGAGGGUUGAGGAUGUAAUAUAGGUAGGGUCCCUGGCAAGAUGGCCUACGUUCAGUCACUAGCACCAAAUAAAACAAUAAAGAUGCUGCCUGGAUGAUUUGGAUUUGGCUACCGUUACUAAUGCUUCUCUGGGGUAUCCAUUCUCCAAGAGAAUCUGAUCUGAAAUCAAGAACGAUCCUCCCGUCUGUAGAGGACAA